AAGAGUGGAGAGGAGAGCGAGAGGAGCGGGCAGAUGCUGCCAGUGAAGCACGUUUUUCUGCUCUACCACUGCGCGAACAGCCAAACACUGGUCUACAAUCUAGAUCUACGAUCUGAAUAAUUAGUGAAAUAAUUCCUAUAAAUACGACUCAGGGAAAAAGUUUUUUUUAAAUUUAUGUUGUAGGCGUACGUGUCUUUCUUCUUUUUUAUUCCCUGCCAACCCGUGGAUGGAAUGAUCUGCUUUUUCUCUUGUGUUGUUUCCACUUCAGCAUGGGAACUGCAGUGUCCAAAAGGAAGAAUUUAAGGAACGAUGCGAUAUCUUCUGUGGCCGCAAAAGUUAGAGCAGCCAGAGCUUUCGGAGAGUACCUGUCUCACACACAUCCAGAGAACCGCAACGGGUCAGAUCAUCUGUUGUCCGACACUUUCAUCGCCCAGGACACAGAGUCCCCUGACAUCAGCCGCCUCCACGACAAUAGCCUGUCUCCCCAGAGUCGCUUUGUGACAGUAGCCAAGACCAUCCAGCCCCAGGCACAAGUCCAACCACAGACUCAGCCCCAGUCCCAGCUCCAGUCCCAGCUCCAGUCCCAGGCCCAGGCCCAAGCCCAGGCCCAGGCCCAGACCCAGACCCAGACCCAGGCUCGGCUCCAUCCCCAGCCCCAACUCCCUCCACUGUCCAGCGGUCUCCAGGCUUCUGCCCCCUCCAAGCGCCGGCUCUCCGUGGAGCGUAGCUUCUCCUCUGAGGAGCAGCCUGUUCCCAGGUGCCCAGAGGUCAGCGUGAAGCCAGCGCGAGUCUACACCAUCACCAGGGAAGGAGGCAUGCUGGGGGGCCAGGGCAGCGCCGACAGCCUGGAGCUGGAGGUGCUGAAGGGCUCCAGGGAGGGGCCUUUAUCUCAAACCACGGCCAAUCAACAGCCCCGCAACCACCAUCGGGGAACCAACUCCCGCGGUAACCAUCACCACGGAGCCCACUACGGGUCGUCCCAGUCUCAGCCACUCCAGAGCUCAGGCAGCGCACACAACAUCCGGGACUGGGGGGUAAGGAGAGGAGGUUCCCGGGAGGACUGCAGCCCGGAUUGUGUGACAUGCAUCCGGGCUCCGUGUCAGAGCCAGCGGUCCCUGGACCUGGACACCUCUCCUCGGGAUGGAGGGAAGCAACGCAAGAAGCUGGAGAGGAUGUACAGCGAGGACCGGUGCUCCACCGACGACAGGGAAGACAAUCCUAAUAGCUGGUUUCCGAAAGAGAACAUGUUCAGCUUCCAGACAGCAACCACCACCAUGCAGGCAAUAUCGGCUUUCCGGGGCAUUGCCGAGAAAAAGAGGAGGAAAAGGGAACAGGAGGCAACUGCCACCAUGGAGAGAAACUUCCGGAAGCACCUCAGAAUGGUGGGCAGUCGCAGGAUCAAGGUUCAGACAUUCGCCGAACGCCGUGCCAAGAGUUUCAGCCGUUCCUGGAGUGACCCCACCCCCAUCAAGCCUGACUCUCUCCAUGACUCCAGAGACAGUGGGGACCUGCAGGCCUCCUCGGGGGCGUUAGAUGAAGAGCUGUGCGAGGACGCCGACUGGGAAGAGGAGAGAGAGGCGGAGCAAGCAGCGUGCCAAGGAGACGACUUCAUCCCUCCCAAAGUCAUGCUGAUAUCUUCCAAAGUGCCCAAGGCAGAGUACGUUCCCAAUAUAAUCCGAAGGGAUGACCCCUCCAUCAUCCCAAUCCUCUAUGAUCACGAACAUGCUACAUUUGAUGAUAUUAUUGAAGAGAUAGAGAAGAAGCUGGCUGCCUAUAGGAAAGGCUGUAAAAUAUGGAACAUGCUCAUCUUCUGUCAGGGCGGGCCUGGACACUUAUACCUGCUCAAGAACAAAGUUGCCACCUUCGCCAAGGUGGAAAAGGAGGAAGACAUGACUCAGUUUUGGAAGAGACUCAGCAGGCUGAUGAGCAAGCUGAACCCUGAACCCAACCUCAUCCACAUCAUGGGCUGCUAUGUCCUUGGGAGCGCCAAUGGAGAAAAGCUUAUUCAAAAUCUGAAGAAGAUGAUGAGGCCGUACUCCAUUGAGUUCAAGUCCCCACUGGAACUGUCUGCACAGGGUAAGGAGAUGAUCGAGAUGUACUUUGACUUCCGUCUCUUCCGCCUGUGGAAAACUCGCCAACACUCCAAGCUCCUCGACUACGACGACCUUCUGUGACACGUCUGACCCUAUUUGAGCCAAUCGGCGGUUAGCUUCUAUCUCAUCCUUUAAAAGCCUAUGUUUGGGGCGUUGCUUGAGAUGGCCUGAGCAGAGGUGUUUUGUACUCUGCUCAACCUUCCAGACAGGGUUCAGCCACUGUAGCUUUGUUCAGGUUAUUUGGGGCACUCGACUUUUCGGGUGUGAAGCCAAGUGGGUGAUUGUGUUUGCGACUGUGGCAAGGUGUACAUUUCCCCAUUAUUUUUCAACCUUCACUGAUCUCCUCGGCAGAUAGCGGAGACGGAGGGAGGGAAGGGAGAGAGACGUGGAGAGACUCGUCAUUUAGCCUACAUGUGUCAGGAGACGCUAAAUAGAGUUAGGUUUUGCAUUUGCUUUGAGGUGAGGCGGAAGAGAGGGAGGCGAGAGCUUCCUGUACAAAGAUGGAAGAGAUUUUUCUGAGGAAAAAAAGAUGGGGGUGAUUCCCCAUAGCUUACCUGUCUACAGUUUGAGGAAGGAAGCAAUUGAAUGAAGAGUGAUUUCCAAGGUCUAGAACUAGGUCACUCCUAGAAACUAGAUAUGUAUUUAACAUGCUUGACAGAGCAUUAGGAAAUAGAUUUUCAACAUUUCACAUGAAAGGUUGGUAUUUAAUAUUCAAAUAAUUUACAGAAUAUCUAUUAUAGAAACACUUUUAUUUUUCACUAACUGUAUAUGUUUUGUAUUUGGACUGUUGGAAUAACUCAGGUUAACGUUAUCCCAUAUUUAUUACUGAGCCUUCCACCACACCAUUGUAAUGGAACACAAGAUAAUUUGUUUCUGGGUGUCUCCAUCUCAUUGGGGAUCUCAGGAUGGGGGUCGGGGAAAUCAAACAUGUGUAUCAAUACAUACAGUACAUCUGUGUGAGUUUCUUAGAUUUUCCAUAGACUAGGUCAACUGUAGCCUUUUUUCUCAUUAGCAAUUUUAAUCUUAUGUCCUUUGCAAGGAGAUACAGAUAUUUAAUAGAUAUCUUGAGCUCUGAGGGAUUGGUUGUAAUCCCUUUCAGAAUUUUGUACUAUACUAAUAAAUAGUAAGACUUAAUAUAUAUGACAGUGCAACCCUUUAUACUAUAACCAGGCUAGAACAAGGAGACAGCAGCUGUAAUAGGCGACUAAUAUAGUCUCUCACUGCGUCGGUACUGUAAUUAUAGCUAUUCUUCUAUACGUUGUUCAUAAUCCUAAAUUAUUCCUAUUACUACUUCAUACUUCAGUCUAGCCUGAUGUCUUUGCUUCCUUUUUGGAAUACCAUAUGCACAGUGUCUGACAGACUUAACAUCAAACUCAAAGAUAACAGAUAUAAAACAAUAUUAAUGUACCCCUUUGAAACAACAACAAACUGUAGAGAGAGAAGAGAGUUUUCUUUUCUUCUGUUCUAUACCUACUGUCCUACUUUGCCUAAACACAUCCUCAUGAAACCCACACCCCAGAUCUCUUAUCUCCUGAUACUGUAAUUGCGUUGUUUAUAUGUAACUGUUGAGUCCCAACGGAUGCUAGUGUUUCAGUUGGGGAUGGAGUGGGUGUGAUGCACUUAUAUGUACCAUGGAUAGGAGGGGCUCUCAUGGAAGCUUGAUUGCUGUGAGAGUUUGCUUAAGGGUUAGACUAACACAAUUGAGAGUGCUAUUUUUCAUUUCCCCUCUAAAGUGUUCCACUAAAACAAAUAAGAGUACAACAAUUCUUCAUUUGCUUGUGCCUGCCUGUGCUUGUGUGUGCCAGUGUGUAUGUGUGUGCCAGUGUGUGUGUGUGUGUGGUCCAGUGUGUGUGCUGUGAGUGUGUGUGGUCCAGUGUGUGUGCUGUGAGUGUAUCAGUCAGUGUAAUGUAGCUGUUGCAAGGGCACUGAACUAUGAGGGUUGUGUGUCUGUGUUUAUUCUCAUCUGAGGGGAUCAGAGAAAGACAUCUUGUGUUGAGCUUGUCUUCAUGCACCAAUGUUGCUAUGGAAAAUGAUAGAGAAGCAGAGAACAGAGGGAACAUAAACUCUCUCUAUUUUUUUUUCCACCAAUUAAAUUUAAAUUUAAUAACAUUUUUUUAUUAUUAAGAAGCAGUUAUCGCAUACGAUUUCACACAACUGAUCUAAAAAAUAUCUACUUUCUCCCAGUCUUUACCGAGGUGUCCAUUUGAGAUUUGAAGUUUGUGUUUCUUUCCUACUCUGUAUUGUCAAACAAGCUUUCUUUAAUAAUUGUUCAAUUAUAAGUGUUUUCAGUAAGCCAGUAAUGUAGCACUUUUUUAAUUGACAUUUUCAACACGUUGACAAUAUUUGUGUGAUAGGGUCAGAAGACCACCUGCACAGUCCACACAGCACUGUUCAAAUGUUUGCAGGCUAGCUACAUUAACUAUGUACUUGUUUUAGACAAGGCUGUGGUUCUUUAUGCUACUAUAUAUAUAUGUGUGUGUGUCUGUUAUCUCCCAAUUUAUACCCUGUAGCAAUAUACAGUGUAAUGUUUCUUGUACAGUUUUAGAAACCCUCUUUUACUUUGCCUUGUUUUGAUCCUAACAAGACAGUUCUUGUGUCCUCCAUACUUGGGAAUGGAACAUUUGAGGUGAAGUACUGAAGAUGGGAGUGCAUCUUCGCAACUCUCACAACAAAGAACACAAUCUCUGUGUAGUCUAAAUGUAAUUCCUGCUUCCUCUUCUGCACACAGCUGUCUUUUAGUCAUCUCUGUCUGAAGGAAAAACCCAGACUAAUUAACAGUUAACGUGUCAAGUCAUUAAUACAGUAGCUAGCAAAUAAACAACAUACAUUAUUUUAUAUAUAGUAAAUUAUGUGCUUAUUUUGUUUUAUUAUAGAAUUAGAUAGUAACUGAAAAGCUUUUCACUUCAUCAUAGAUUAAUGGUGUUUGGCUACAGAGGGUUAAUACUGUAUAUGUACAGUGAAUUCACCAGAUGUCAUUAACCUCUCCCUCACUCCUUGGCAUUAUGUUGAUGUAUUUAAAAAAUGUAUUUGAAAAUCCACUUACUGUGGUGUUAGCGGAGGAAGAAGCAGAGGACAGAAAAUGUAUAAUUUGAGGACACCAGGGAAGAUAGCCAACACAUUAACAACAUCUUCAGCUGUCUAAGGCAUCUCUGCUGAUAGAGCUGAUAGAGUCUGUGGAGGAUGACAUUCGGCUAAUAAAUAGCCUGUCCUCGCCAUACACACAGAUAAGAUUGAAUCCUUAGAAUCCUUAGAAUUGAAUUACACUAGACCUGGCCAAACAAGCCAAGCACUCUGCUCUGAGUUUGACUUAUAAUCCUAGGCCAGUGAAGCGGAUAUUUCCAAUUUCUAUAAUUACACAAAUCAAAAAUUCACAUCCUGAUUUCGAUCAAUACGAAAUGUUUUAGUCAGCAAUGAGCAAAUAAGACAUUUACAUCCACUUCCUGUGAGUGAAAAAAAUGUGUCUGUCCCCUGUGGCUCCAUCAGUGUAUCUAAAGAGAUUGCCUUGUGCUCUCUGGUGAGGAUGAUUGAGUUUGAUGAUGAUUGAUUGACGCUGCUUUGAUUGCACUGACGCCUUGUCGGGUGAUGAUUGUAUUUUUGGAAGAAGGGAGACUUAUAUUGUGUAGCCAUGAUCUUACUUUUACUGCAAAGUUAUUUACAGAGAAUUCGAUUUUCCAUUGCAUACUACAAAUGAAAACAAAUGAAAAUGGUGUUAUUAUAAACCUUUAGUGAGGUUACUGUAAAUCUCCAAAUGUCUUAAUCAAAGUAUUAUUUUAAUAUUAUAAUUAUGCUAGAGAUGAUUAUAAUGUCCUUCCUGCGAUUUUGAUACAGGACAUGAAAACAGGUGAUGUUCCUUUACUUAGAAUAGCAAUGUACUAUGUAUGAGACUUUGAAUUCCAGGUGGAAACUUUAUGUUCAUUCUUAUACCAACAGUGCAGGAUGUUUUCCACUGUCCAAUAAUGGUGGUAGUCGGUAAAAAUGUUUUUAAAGCGUUUUUUCAGUAAAAAUGUAUCCAUCGGUGA
Osmerus eperlanus (European smelt) is the source of this 6112-nucleotide messenger RNA. It is a transcript of the gene nsmfb, whose product is annotated as NMDA receptor synaptonuclear signaling and neuronal migration factor b. Gene Ontology annotation, cellular component: cytoplasm; nucleus. Gene Ontology annotation, biological process: regulation of neuronal synaptic plasticity; positive regulation of neuron migration. Bases 270 to 2174 code for a protein of 634 amino acids. The transcript is spliced from 16 exons. NCBI's taxonomy places the organism in Eukaryota, Metazoa, Chordata, Actinopteri, Osmeriformes, Osmeridae. The record is from RefSeq and is a predicted model, not a curated record.